Messenger RNA from Hansenula anomala, 1365 nucleotides. RefSeq names its product apyrase (gene YND1). The record is from RefSeq and is a predicted model, not a curated record. Gene Ontology annotation, cellular component: membrane. Gene Ontology annotation, biological process: nucleoside diphosphate catabolic process. The annotation marks the transcript as partial. The transcript has a single exon. NCBI's taxonomy places the organism in Eukaryota, Fungi, Ascomycota, Saccharomycetes, Phaffomycetales, Wickerhamomycetaceae. Gene Ontology annotation, molecular function: nucleoside diphosphate phosphatase activity.
AUGAAGGAUCAUUAUGGUAUUGUGAUUGAUUCUGGAUCUUCAGGCUCAAGGAUUCAGAUUUAUAAAUGGCAAGAUUCUGAAGAACUUGCAUCAAACAAAUCAACAGAUCCAUUAAAAUUGAAAUCAGUUCCUCAAAUUUAUCAAGAAGAAUCAUGGACUUAUAAAACAACUCCAGGUGUCUCUACAUUUGGUGAUAAACCAGGAAAAGUGUGGGAUGAUCACUAUGAACCGUUGAUUGAAUAUGCUGAAAAGAUCAUACCGCGUGAGAAUUGGGAAGAUACACCAAUCUUUGUUUUAGCUACUGCUGGUAUGAGAUUGUUACCAGAAAAGAAGAGAACUAAAUUAUUGAACAAGAUCUGCGAAGAAAUUGGCAAAGAAAGUAAAUUCAAGCUGGAUAGUUGUCAAGAUCAAGUCCAAAUCAUCGAUGGUGAAACAGAAGGUAUUUAUGGUUGGAUUGGUUUGAAUUAUCUUAUGGGUCAAUUAGACAAUUACGAAUCAAAUACUCAAGGUCAUUCAUCUUAUGGGUUUAUGGAUAUGGGAGGUGCCUCAACACAAAUAUCAUUUGUUCCUAACAAGAAAUCUGAAAUUGAAAAACAUAGAGACGAUAUCUCCACUGUGUUCCUAAGAAAUGUUAAUGGUGAAGUUCAACAAUGGGAUGUUUUCGUUAGUACUUGGUUAGGAUUUGGUGCCAAUGAAGCAAGAAAAAGAUAUCUAAAUCAAUUGAUUAAUUUACUACUUGAAAGAAACAACGCCUAUACCGAGGAUGAUCACAAUACAUUAACAUUAUCUGAUCCUUGUUUACCAAAACAUGCAAAGUAUGACUAUUUAUAUCAAGGGUUCAGAUAUGAUGUUGUUGGUUCUGGGAAUUAUGAACAAUGUUUGAAGACUACAUAUCCAUUAUUAUUGAAGAAUUUGCCAUGUACAGAUGAGCCAUGCCUAUUCAAUGGUGUUCAUGCUCCAGAAAUUGAUUUUUACAAGGAUAAAUUUGUGGGUGUCUCUGAAUAUUGGUACACAGCUAAUGAUGUCUUUCACACUGGUGGUGAAUACAGUUUUUUAAAAUUCAGUGAAAAGGUCAAACUCUUCUGUGAAAGUGAUUGGGCUGAUAUCGAAAAAAACAGUAAGAAUGGUGAUUAUCAUAAUUUACCAGAUUCUUUGUUGAUUGAUGCAUGCUUUAAAGCAAAUUGGGUAUUGAAUGUCUUACACGAAGGUUUCAAUUUACCAAGAAUUGAUAUCGAAGCCAAGAUGCCAGAUCAUGUUGUUGAAGACUUUGACAAUCAUAUUCCUUUCCAAAGUGCAGGCACUAUUAAAGGUUCGGAAUUAUCUUGGACAUUGGGAAAGAUGAUUCUAUAUGCAUCAAGUCAAAUA